AUGCCGCGACGUCAGUUUGAGCGUCUCCAGGAUGAACCCGAUGACUUUGACCCAGACGAAGUCGAUCACAUCGAGCUGACCCAACCCCCCACCAUCAACACAGAGCAGACUCACCACGCUCACGCCACUGACAGAGCUGGACCCUCGCCCAUCAGAGCAGAGGCCCAGCCACGGAGGUCGAUGCAUCAAGUUGACAUGGACUUGGAGUGGCCGAUGAUCGACAUUCCGCAGGAGCUCAGAGAAAUGCAUGGAGAGGUCGACUCUAACAGCUGGUCUAACGCCCAAGCGAACGCUAUCAAGAACCCUUUCAAGCGACGGUUGUUUCUGUUACUAGAGGACCCCUCCUCCAGCAAUACUGCCUUUGCACUCAAUGUCUGGGUCUCGAUGGCGAUCGUCAUCAGUGCCGUCAUUACUACCAUCGAAACCAUCCCUUCCUUCCGGUCCACCGACAAUAAGGUCUGGUUCUACAUCGAGACGAUCAUGGUCGUAUUGUUCACGAUCGAGUUGAUUGCUCGUAUCAUCGCUCACUCGGAUUCAUUCAAGCAGCUCAGGAAGUUUGUCCUUUCCCCCCUUGCGAUCAUCGACUUUUUGUCCAUCAUACCCUACUUUAUCGAAAUGGCAUUGACCAGGGACACGACGGUGUACUUUCGAUUUUCGAUCCUGAGACUGUUCCGACUCUUGCGGGUAUUCAGAACAUUCAAGUACUCGUCGACGAUCAUUAUGACCAUCGAGGUCAUGAUUGUUGCUAUCAAACGGAGUAUGGAUGCCCUGAGCGCCCUAUUUUUCUUCCUCAUUACCGGUACCAUGUUGUUCUCUACACUGCUCUAUUUCGCUGAGCGAGGAGAGUGGGAUGAUGCAAGGCAGGUGUUUGUGGAUGCGAACAACAACCCGAGUACAUUCGACAGUAUCCCUUCAGCGUUUUGGUUUGUGAUGGUGACAAUCACGACGACAGGAUAUGGCGACAUGGUGCCGACAACGUUCAUCGGGAAACUGAUUUCUUUCCCGGCAAUGAUGUGCGGUGUCUUGCUGAUUACUCUACCAUCGAUUAUCAUUGGACGGAAUUUCACGCUUGUCUGGGAAGCCAUGCAGCAGUACCGGCGAAAAGCGGAAGCUAAUACUCGUGAGCAAAACGGGGAUGAUACUGGCGAUGAGCCAAGGAGGAGCUUUGAUAGCUCGCAUUCAUACGAGGAAGAAUCAUCGCGGCCAGGAUACUCGUCUCUGACAGGGAAUGGGACUACACCUGGGCAGCAGGAGGUGAUGGAUCGAUUGCAGGCAAUGACACAGGUGCUGAAGCAGAACCAGCAGGCUAUGGAUACUUUACAGCGAAUCCUUGAGUCGCAUGACCUCGUGCCCAAAAAGUCACCGUUUGAAGAUCCAACACGGCUUUAA
Linnemannia hyalina is the source of this 1389-nucleotide messenger RNA. NCBI's taxonomy places the organism in Eukaryota, Fungi, Mortierellomycota, Mortierellomycetes, Mortierellales, Mortierellaceae. The record is from the annotation of a GenBank genome assembly.